GCUCACAUAAGAAGAGUGAUGUUCCCAAUGAAACUUAAAAAAUAUAUAUAGAUGAACACAACAUCUGUGGUAGGUGUGGUUGAAAAAUGUUCGUACCGGAGGGUGGACGUUUGGUUCCUACAGUGAGCAUCGUGAAAGACGACUACUGCUAUCCGUACUUGGUGGAGUUGGGCGUAAGCAAAAGCGUGGGUUUAUCCAGUAAGCACAUAUGCGCUUUUGAUGGAACUGGAACUCUACUACUGCAAGUAAUUGGAGGCUUUUGGCAGUUCAACAAGAAACGAACCAUGUAUAAUUCUUUUGGGCACCCCAUCAUCACCAUGCGUAGGAAGGCACACCAAGAAUGGAUAGUUCACAGCGGUGAAAGAGUGGAGGGAAGCAAUCUUCUGUACAGUGUGAAGAAAGCUGAGAGUUUCCAGCUCAAAACCAAGCUUGAAAUUUUCUUAUCAACCAAUACCAACACUCAUCUUUGUGAUUUCCGUGUUAUUGGAAGUUAUACUUCUCAAUCUUUCAAAGUCUACAAAGGUGAAACUGUGGUCGCAGAGGUGAAAGAGAAGUCCAAACUGAGAAGAUUAGGAACAGGGAGUUUCCAAGCAAGAAUUUAUCCUGGUAUCGAUUAUGCCUUUAUUGUGUCGUUGCUAGUCAUAUUUACCGAAAUAGAUUUCUGAGUCACAAAUUUUAUAAUGUAAACUAUAAUUGUUGAAGAUUUCAAUUAUAGUCACCUCAUGUAUCCGUACAGAUCCUUACCUUGAACUGCAUAUAUCAAUGAGAACAAAUAAG
Salvia miltiorrhiza (redroot sage) is the source of this 777-nucleotide messenger RNA. Its product is annotated as protein LURP-one-related 14-like. The transcript is spliced from 3 exons. Bases 87 to 665 code for a protein of 192 amino acids. The record is from RefSeq and is a predicted model, not a curated record. Lineage: Eukaryota; Viridiplantae; Streptophyta; Magnoliopsida; Lamiales; Lamiaceae.